GUGGUACUAGCGGCUGUCAUGUAUUAUAAACAAAUCUUGUUUACUAUUACUGGAAAAUUUUAAUUUUAAACUUUUGAUUGAAAAUUUUGUGAGAAUGGCACCUGCAAAGAAAGUUAGAACGUACGUAAAUUCAAAUACUAGUUUAGUUAAUAACUCUAUAGAUGCUUUUAAUGUUUUAUUUGCAAAAAAUAUGACAAAACGGCUAUUAGGAAGAAAGAAACAAAAACUCAAAAUUCAAGAAUUGCCCACAAGAAGAAACUGCGAAUCUUUAUUAAAAGACGAUUCUUUACAAAUAAGUACAGAAGAUACAUUUGACAAAUUAUUAAAAACUAAAAAGAGUCCACCAAAAUCACCUACCAUACAUGAUUCUUUAAAGUCAAAUUCUGGUAAUGAAAACAAGAUUUUAGUAUCAUCACCAAAGACUAGACGACAAAAAGCCAAUUUGUGUUUGACUAAUGAUUCUAACAGUCAACAAUCUCAGUUAAGCCAUCUACAUCAACCUUCAACAGAAAGGAUUGAAGAAAGUCUGGAAAUUGAGACCAUUAAGAAGAAACCUAAUACUUCGUUGAGUUACAUAACAAUACCAAAAAAUAUAAGUUUGAUGGAAAAUAGUAGUAAUCAUUUUGCAAGAAAUCUGCAACAGAAACUUGUACAUUGUAGUACUCCCAUAGCUCCUUCUAAGGCCGAAAUUGAAAAUUACACAAUAUCUCCAAUAAAAGUUAAUUCUUUACUAAAGAAAUCGUUUCAGCAAAUUGACAGCUGGAACAAUGAAUUUCCUGCACCUACUAGUAUAAAUACACCUAUGAGAAGAUUAAUUUUUGAUAAGAACAAUUCUAAAUAUGCACCACCUUCAAUGGUCUUGAAAGAAUAUUCUCCAAAAAUAAAUAAUUCAAAAGAUUUUAAUUCACCUGGUAGAAGAACAAGUUUUAUAACACUGAGACAUAGAAAAGUUAUAAAAUCUUUCAGGAAAAGACAUAAAAAUAUAUCCAGAAAAAAUAAAGCUAUAACAAGUUUUGAAUCUUUUGCUAAAUCCGAAAUUCAACAUAUAUCUCUUCCCAACCAGCAGGAGAGUUUGAUAUCUCAGCUAUCAACUGUGAAUUUUGUCACGAAAAGUAAAAACACAACAUUUAACACAACAACACAUAAAAAACAUUCCUCUCUUUUUGAUGAUGGUUCCCAUGAAGAAUCAGAUAACAAAAACCAAGAAAAAAAUAAAGAGUUGUAUAUAAAAAUGCCCAAUAUAUCAAUUAGUGAUGUGCCUAAUUCAGUAACAAAUUUUGAAAAGUUUUAUUCACAUAAUUUAAGUCCCCAACUUAUGGAUAAUAAAGAAGAUUUAUCUGAAGUUCAAACUACUAGUAAAUUAAACAAGCUUUUUGUUAGUUUAUCAAGGAAAAGCUUAAGUUCUGAAGAUUUUGAAGAAUUUUUUGCUAGUAAUAUAAAUCAACAAACAGAUUCCAAAACUAGAUCAAAAGAGAACAUAAGAAAUUUAAACAUAUCAAAAAAUAAAGUUGAAUAUGUAGGUAAUGACAACAACAUCAUUACCAAUUAUGAUGUAAUACAAAAUGCUGGCUGUGAUCAAAGUGAUAAUGAGUCUCAAAUUAAGAAUGCAGUAGAGAAAAAACAUUUAAGAACUACUAUAGAAAAACUACAAAAAAGAAAGUUACAAGAGGAUACAUUUGAUGAUUUUCUUCAGAAAAAUAUGAAAGUAUUAGAAAAUACUGAGUGUUCUUCUAAUUAUACUGAAGAUGAUUCAUCAGAGAUGUCUUUUAAAUAUACAUAUAACAAAUCUGAUAUUUCUUAUAAAAGAUCCUAUGUUUUAAGAUCAAAUAAUAUGUCAUUUAAGAAUAAAACAAGAAAAUGUGAGACUCAAGGUAGUUCAGAAGAGUUCUUUAGAGUAUUAAAUUUAACACCCAGCAAAAUUGGUAUUAGGAAAAAGCUUUGUAACAAUUUAAGCAAUAAUUUGACAAAUUUACCCUUACUAGAAUCCAAAGAAGAUGAAUUUGAAUCUUUCUUUGUACAAAAUUUGGACCUGAUUCAUCAAGAAGAAUAUGUUAGCAAAGAAAGUCAAAAAGAAUUACCCCAAAUGCCCAAUCAAUUAAAGGUUGUUUUAAAAAAAAACUUUGGACAAAAUUGUUUAGAAAACAAAGCUCUUGAGUGUAAUCAGACAGUAGAUUUAAGAAUUAAUUUGAGAAAUUUACCACUUCUAGAAUCUAAAGAAGAAGAAUUUGAAACAUUCUUUGCUAGAAAUUCAGGCCUUAAUCAUCAAUACCAAUCUGUUUCCAAAGAAGAUCAACAAGAAUUUCCUGUAAUACAAAAAGAAUUAAAGGUUGUUUUAAAAAAUAUCUCUGGACAAAAUGCUCCAACAGAUACAGUUCUUGGUUUUAACCAGACAGAAGAUUUAAGAAUUAAUGUGGCAAAUUCACCAGUGCUGGAAUCUAAAGAAGAGGAAUUUGAAUCAUUCUAUGCUAGCAAUUUGGACCUUAAUCAUCAAGAACAAAUUCUCAAAGAGGAUCAAAACACAUUACCUCUAAAUCAAAAACAAUUAAAGGUUAUUCUAACAAAUAUUUUUGAAAAAAAUUCUCAAGAUAAAUUUCUCUCUAUGAAUAAUACAAAUGUUAACAAAUGCACAGAAGAAGACAACAGAGUAUUGUCACCAAAUGGUAAUACUCGUAGCUAUGAAGAAUGUGAACAAAUUUCUUCUAAACAUGUCUUUUCAAACAAAAAACUUGUAGUCAAACUUAUAGCAAAUGAUUACAGCCAUCUGAUGCCAAUUUGCACUGAAAGAUUAGUCAGAGACAAAAAAAGUUUGGAUAUUGUUGAAACUAAUCAUACAACUGAAGUUUACUCUGAAUUACAAGUUGAUCAAAUAUUUAUGAAUAUAUCCAAUAGGGAACACUUUGAAACCUUUUAUACUAACAAUUAUGGGGAUAAAAACAAUCUCACAGAGAAACAAAUUUGUUCUAUAAGUAAUACUUCUUAUGGUUCUGACGUAAUAGAAAGUUCUAUAAUAGAAACAUUUGCUAAAGAUAAUAAAAGAGCUAAAAAACAUUAUACCAGAGAAAUCAGUUUACGAAAAAGGCCAUCUAAGUACAAUAUUACUGAUAACGUUAAAAGUAGCCGUUCUUCCAGAAAAUCUUCAUUUGUGCAUGUAACAGCUGAGGAUGAUUUAAUAGAUUCCGAUGGAAAUGCUAUGUGUGAAACAAUUGUACAAGCAGAUAAAACAAUUCAACCUAAUAGAAUUAAAAAAUCAAGAUCAAACACACAAAAUAAUAGAAGCAUUAUUGUGCAUAUAACAGCUGAAGAUUCAUUGAAAUCUCUCAAUAAUAUCGGAGAAGAAGAAAUUAUAUUAAAUAAUGAAAGUAGAAAGCCUAUAUGUCCUAAGAAGAGUAUUAAUAACAUUUUAGAUGCUUCUGAACAUGGAAUUAACAUACCCGAUAGUAGUACAACUGAAACUAGUUCGUAUAAACGUAGCAGAAGUAAAUAUAAAACACACAAGAGUAAAGAGAAUAUUAAUUUAAAUAUAUCUGAAGAUUCAGCAACUAAGGAAGGAUUAUCAGAUGUUAAAAAUAAGAGCAGUAAGCCAAGAACUCAAAUAAUACAUGAAGAUGAAGAAAAAUUAAAAGUUCAGGUUUCAGUAGAAAAUAAAAUUUCUGAUGAUGCUCAAACAAAACAAAGUGUUGUUGUAAGAAGUAACGAAGUUGUUUCUGAAUAUACGAAAGAAAAGGAAAUUGAGGGUUCAACGAACCUGGAGUCUGAUGAUUAUGUUUUAAGUACCAAAAAUAGAUCUGCUAGUAAACACAGGAAGUCUAAGAGAGACAAUGAAAAUGAGUCUGUAAAACUAAAUGCUUCAAGAUCCAAUGAUCCAAGUGAAAUUCAAUCUGAGAUUAAUGAAGCAAACACAAACAGAAGUACAACAAAUGUUCCUCAAGAAAAAAGUGAAAGUUUAUCUGUGAGCUCAGAUCUUGUAAAUAGUUCAUAUGUAGAUUCAAAUUAUUUCAAGGCGCCAAAAAGUUUUAAAUCACCCAAAUCUGUAGUACUGAAAGCUGGAAAAAGUUGGAGGAGAUCUUUGUCCUUAUAUAAAAGAAGUACAUUAUUCUCAAGACCUGCCAAAGAUGACCAAUCAUCUUCAUUUACUAGAAAAACAGUCACCCCUGGCAAAUCUUCACGCAUAACAAGUUCAAAACCUUCAAGACGGUUAUCUGUAAGGUUUGUUGCUGUGAAACCAUUACCGAUUUUACAAGUAGAAACUAAUACAGUUUUAGAAGAUUAUGCAAUAAAUGCAAGUUAUGUACCAGAUCAAAUCCUUGAGGCGAGCUUGGAAGAUAGUUUUAGAUGUGUUUCGUUAAAUCAAAACCAACAAAGGAACAGUUCGCUUGCUAAGAAUCAACAAUUAGGAGUACCCGUCACAGCCAGAGAAAUCGUUUUGAGAAAAUGUGGACAAACGGAGCCUAUUCAGUUUUCACAAUGUUUUACAGACAGUCUCCUUCAGAAUUGUCAAAAAAUUGGAGAAGGGGUUUACGGAGAGGUUUUCCUCUUACGGAAUCCCGAUGGAGGAACAUCAGUGCUGAAAAUUAUUCCAGUGGAGGGAGACCAAAUCGUUAACGGAGAAAGACAGAAAAAAUUUGAGGAAGUUUUAUCAGAAAUCAUAAUCACAAUAGAACUGAGUAAUCUCAGACACAACAAGAGAAAUGGAAUAUCUUCGUUUACCGAAGUUCAGAAAAUACAAUGCGUUCAAGGAACAUACCCUGAAAAACUUAUAGAUCUGUGGGAUCUAUUUGACGAAACUCGAGGAUCUGAGAACGAUUGUCCAGAUACGUUUAAAGAAGAUCAGUUGUACAUCGUUUUUCAGAUGGCUUACGGUGGAAAAGAUUUGGAAUCUUUCUUUUUCAUCAACGCAAUGCAGGCUUACUCCAUGUUUCAGCAGGUUGCAUUAGGCUUGGCGAUAGCCGAAGAAGAGCUCCAAUUCGAACAUCGCGAUCUUCAUUGGGGAAACGUUUUGAUAUCUACAGUAGAAACCAAUAAAAUAGUAUCGUUUACGUUGGAAAACAAAACAUAUAACAUACCCACCAUUGGUGUUGAAGUUGCCAUCAUUGAUUACACUCUGUCUAGAAUUGAGCAUGAUGGAGUUGUAAUAUUCAACGAUCUUGGAUUGGAUCCAGAUUUGUUUACUGCCGAAGGAGACUAUCAAUUUGACAUCUAUAGAUUGAUGCAGGAGAAAAACAGAAACAACUGGAAGGACUUUGAGCCGUUCUCCAAUCUCUUAUGGCUUCACUACAUUUUAGACAAAGCGAUUUUGGGUUUAAGAUACAAAUCCCCGAAAAGUAAAAUCCACAAGACUUAUUUAAGAAAACUCAAAAACCUGAAGGAUGACAUUUUGUCCUAUCAAAAUGUCAAAGAUUUUAUAGUUGCUAAUUUGUUAGACAUAUAAAUUAAAAGUUUGUAUUUUGUUAUAUACCAUGUGUUUAUCUUUUAUAUACAAUAAUAAAUGUUUACAUUAAGGUAGCUGGAUUCAGAACAAAAGUAAAAAUAUUGUUUACUAAAUUACUUAACUAAAUAUAAAUUUGUUUUAAAAAAUUACUACUAGAUCGUUGUUUCCUGCUAGUUUUUUUAUGAAGAUACAUCAAACCAAACUAGGAUCCAAAAUUUCCAAAGUCCUGCUGUUUUGGGAAAUAAACGACUGGAUAAUAUUAUCUGUACAAAAAAGAUUGUAAAACUUGUACUUCUUUUAAAAUAAGGAAAAAUAAACGAAUCUCGACCACUAAACUUAGCUAAUACAUUUUUUCAAAAUUUUUUUGCUAUUGGAUCGUUUGCUUAGAAAGUUUUUAAAUAAUGAAUAUUUUUGAAAAAAAUGAAUAUUUUUACUACAUACUUCAAGGGAAAAUUAAGUUGUCAUUUUUUUGAAUAUGUACUUUAAUUAAAACCAGCUGCCAUUAAUACUGUACAAAAAAGAAAUUAAAAAAUAUAUAUUCUCUGCAAUUCCUUUAUGUACAAAAUUGUUUACAAAUAUUCACAAUUAAUUUUUUAUUUGUGUAAAGAAAUGUUGCCAUAUUUUUCAAAAUCGAUUAGAAUAUUUUAGGUGCCUUAUUAUUGUGUAAUAUAACGCACAUUUUUUAUAGAUAUGUGUUUGUGUGUAACUAAAAAUGUAGAAACUCACUUAAUGACUAAUAAGGUCACUGCCAAAUAUUUUUUAUGCUGCUGUGUAGAUAUGUACAAAAGGUGUUGAUUUUUAUACUGCGAAUAAAUCGUUCUAUGAUG
Diabrotica balteata is the source of this 6255-nucleotide messenger RNA. Lineage: Eukaryota; Metazoa; Arthropoda; Insecta; Coleoptera; Chrysomelidae. The record is from the annotation of a GenBank genome assembly.